CGUUGCCACGCAUUUCAUAAAUUCAUCAGAAUACACAUGGAAAAUUUCGUCUUUUCAAGAGAGUGUUUUUCUAUGACUCUUCCUUCCUUCAUUACUUAAUGCCUCCAUUACGUGGAUAAACAUCAGACAAAUGAGCUGAAGUUAUAUAAAUCUCACAAGGCGAAAGGUCAAAGCACACAAGAAUUGUUGUUUAACUUCAGAAAAUAAAUUUUUGAUUCUUUUCCUUUAACCAAUCGCUAUAUAUCAUUAAUUAUGACUGAACCCGUUCCUUCCAACGUUACGCAAGACUGGCCUGGUAAACAUACUGAUUUGGAUCCUCAGCCUGAUUUGCUGAAAUACCGUGAUGGAAGAGAACAUGUUGGCACCGGAAAGUUGAAGAACAAGCGCAGUUUAAUAACAGGCGGUGACUCCGGAAUUGGUAAAGCUGCGGCUCUUAUGUUUGCUCGUGAAGGCAGUGACAUCGUGAUCACUUGUCUUCCCGAAGAGCGCGACGACGCUGAGCAUACCAAGCAACUGAUUGAAAAAGAAGGCCGCAAAUGCUUUUAUUGGACUGGUGACCUUAGUUCUUCUGAAAACUGUAGAAACCUCGUUCAAUUCACUGUCGAAAAGUUAGGAGGUAUUGACGUCCUCGUAAAUAACGCUGGUUACCAAAAAGUCGCAAAUACCAUUGAAGACAUAUCCGAUGAACAAUGGGAUUUUACCUUCAAAACUAACAUUUAUGCUUUUUUCUGGAUCACCAAGGCUGCUCUUAAGCACUUAAAGCCAGGUAGCUCCAUCGUCAACGCUGCUAGCAUUAACGCCUAUGUUGGACGACCAGACUUGUCAGAUUAUACCACAACAAAGGGAGCAAUCGUGAGCUUCACCAGGGCUGUAAGCAACCAGUAUGCCAGUCGUGGCAUUCGUGUCAAUGCUGUCGCUCCAGGCCCUAUUUAUACUCCUCUUGUUCACUCUACAUUCUCUAAAGAAAUGAUUGAGGCUUCCAAUCAAGUGCCCAUGGGUCGUAUGGGCCAACCUUCUGAAGUUGCUUCCUGUUACCUUUUCUUAGCUUGCUCUGACGCUGGCUACAUCACAGGCCAAACUAUUCAUGUAAACGGUGGUACCAUUAUUAAUAACUAAGACAAGGAUUCUUUUUGUUCUUCAUAACAACCUAAAUAGUAAUUGGAAAAUUAAUGAUAGUGAAUGAUUAUACAUAAUGACAUGAAUGUUUUAAAAGAA
Messenger RNA from Schizosaccharomyces octosporus yFS286, 1215 nucleotides. Its product is annotated as 3-hydroxyacyl-CoA dehydrogenase. Gene Ontology annotation, molecular function: oxidoreductase activity. The transcript has a single exon. The coding region runs from base 253 to 1116 and encodes 287 amino acids. The record is from RefSeq and is a predicted model, not a curated record. NCBI's taxonomy places the organism in Eukaryota, Fungi, Ascomycota, Schizosaccharomycetes, Schizosaccharomycetales, Schizosaccharomycetaceae.